Camellia sinensis is the source of this 2428-nucleotide messenger RNA. Lineage: Eukaryota; Viridiplantae; Streptophyta; Magnoliopsida; Ericales; Theaceae. The record is from RefSeq and is a predicted model, not a curated record.
GCGCCUCAGCCAUGGAAGCUUACUGAAGCAAAAAUGCACAAAGCAAAAUUGAGGCUCUCGACAUGCUUAUCUCUCAUCGCUAUCCUCUCCACAAGCUCUUCACUUCCAACAUUUUUCAUGGCUUCCAAACCUUUCCUCAAAUUCUCACAUUUCACUGUACUCCCCACAACCCCUUCUUCCCAAACCCACCUCUUCCACACCAAAAGAUUCAUCUUCUCUACUUUUCCUUCUAAACCCAUAUCAAAUAUUCACCCUUUCUCUCUUAAAAAUCCUGGGUUUUCCUCUGUUUCUGAUGCCAAUAUCCACACACCAGUUUAUCAACUUUAUGGGGAGACCCUAGAAGAGAAUGGUAUUGACUUGGCUGAAAUGAAAGUUUUGAGGAGGAAAAUUGAGGAGCUUGGGAUUGAUAGCAAUCUGUGUAAACCAGGGCAGUACAACCACUUAAUUUGCCCAAUGUGCAUAUGUGGGGAUUCAGGGGAGAAGGGCUUAUCCCUUUUCAUCACUGCAAAUGGGAAUUGAGCUUUGUGGACCUGUUUUCGAGCAAAAUGUGGCUGGAGAGGCAAUACAGGGGUACCAAAGUGUUUUAUAUAUGGUUUUGAUUUUAUGUAAUUAUUCAAUCAGGCAUUUGAUCUGAUUUAGUCCCUUUCAAUUAUACCCAUUUUGUUGCAGGCCUAUGUAAAUGGCAAUUCAACGUCCGGAAGGAUUGCUCAUAUCCCAAAAGUUAAGCAAACUAGAGAAAUCACCGAGAAAAGUUUGGAUUUGGAACCACCUUGUAGUGAGCUACGCGUAUACUUUGCUGAGCGAAUGAUAUCAUGGGAAACAUUGCGGAGAAAUGCUGUUAUGCAAAGAAGAUAUGAUGAUCAGGUGCACAAGAUACUAAAUUGAGAAAAUAGUGCCUUUAUUUAUUUUAGUUUUUAAUCAAAGGGUUCUUCUUAACUCUGCAUAUUUAAGAAUAAGAUUUUUAGUAAUUUAAAGUUUUAUGUGUUUACCCCUGCUACAAAAGUUCUUCAGUUGGUGAAAUCUGCCAUCUGAAAUAUCCUCUCACAUUGUUUUACAUGCAAAUAGUUGAUCAAAUUGGACAUACCUAAAUACUGCUAGGCUCUAUUUUUAUUUUAUUUUAUUUUAUUGUAAGGGGUGGAAUCUAACUCUCGGACUGGAAGAUUACCUUACAUAUCCUUAGGCAACUUGGUUUCAGUCAGGAGCAGAACAAGGGUUUUUUUUCUUUUGGGGGGAGGGGAAAGGGGUGCUAAACAAAAUUGUUAAAAUCAUUUUUCCUAUCAAAGCUUCCCAAAAAAUAUAAAUCACAAAUAAUAUCGAAAAUUGAAGUAACUGUGCAUGAUAUAUAAACUAAUAACUAUUAUUAAUGUCAACUUUAACAUUGAUUGCUACCAAAAAAAGGUGAAAAUAUUUUUGAUUAAAUUGUAGUAUGUGUUCCUUUACAGGUUUGUUGUGUUAUAUAAAUAUAACGGUUAAUAUUUCCAUUGGUCCUAUUAUAAUAUUUUUAUUAAUGAGGUAUGAAACUUUGAAGUCAAUGAAGUAAUUAAAUAUGAGUUUAUAUACAUGAAUGUAAUCAAGGCUGUAGUCUUCCAGAAAGUAAUAUUUUUGCAUUGCACCCAAAGUUCUAUUCUCAUACCAACAAAAAGUACUGACUGUAUUUUAUUUUUUCUUUGGGGUGGUUCCACCUCCGCUUGCACGACAUCUCAGAUGAUUCGUUCUGACAUCUGAGUGUUAAUCUAAUAAAAAUUAGACCAGUAAACACGUGGUGGAGUUGGACAUUAGCUGAAGGAAAGUCUGGAUGAGUAGAUGUGUUAUGACUUUUAUUUUAGCAAAACGAAAUCCAUCUCUGGUUGUUGUAGAUUGUUUAAGUUCUAGAAUGCUUGAAACCAAAAUACAUAAAUUUAUGAAUAAAUAAAUGCUAAGUUUAAAUAUAUUUCACUGCCAAUUUUGAUCACUUUGGCACUUCGACUCUUCUCAAUCAUCCAAAGUAGGAAGAAGGUUCGGUUCUUUACGGCGAUUGCAAGUAGUAAUUCUUCUUAUAUGGGAAAUGUUCCAUUCUUGUUAAGUAUGGUAAUUAAUUUCAUUUCAACUAACUUCAGGAAAUGAACAAAUACACAAAAAAGACCCAAAAACAAAUGAACAAAAACUCAAAACAAAAAGAGAACAAAAACAAAAACAAAAAAACAAAAAAACAAAUUAACAUAAGUUAAGCUUUUUCACCAAAACCGCUUUAGUAUAAACAAAGUUGUGAGAAUUGUGGUUUUUGGAUAGUGUCUUGACAUUGUGGUUCCUUUCCCGCUCGAUAGGAGCCCGUCUCGACUUAGUUUCCAACCUCAUAUUCCUAGGUCUAGGCAAACACAACCUUUCUUCAUGUUUGGUCUCAAGCAAAUCAACACAAUAAGGUCUAAUAUGAUCCUUAACCUCAUUACGA